Ostreobium quekettii is the source of this 1620-nucleotide messenger RNA. NCBI's taxonomy places the organism in Eukaryota, Viridiplantae, Chlorophyta, Ulvophyceae, Bryopsidales, Ostreobiaceae. The record is from the annotation of a GenBank genome assembly.
AUGUCGGGCACGGACUACUCGCCCUCCGCCAGCGACGACCCCAUACUGCGCAGGCCGCCCAAGACGCCGCUGAAUCCGGAGGACAUCAAGGCGGUGUUCGGAUACGCGCGGGACGCGCGCGAGAGGUUCCAUGUGGGCGAUGUUAUAGGGGCGGGCAGCUACGGUGUGGUGCGCCGGUGCACAGAUAAGGACACUGGCAAGGAAUAUGCCAUCAAGACGCUUCCCAAGAAGCCCAAGAAGGGCCCUCCCACGCCCAGGUACCUCCUGAAGCUGCGAAAUGAGGUGGAUGUCAUGCGGCAAGUCGGCAACAGUCUCAACGUGGUGCACCUCCAGGGUGCUUAUGAGGAUGACUAUGAGAUCCAUCUUGUCAUGGAGCUGUGCACCGGAGGUCCUCUGCUGGAUAGACUUCUGUCCACCAACAGGCGUUCUGAGCAGGACAUCGCACAUGUUGCUCGAUCCAUCCUGCAGUUCAUAGCCCAAUGCCAUGCCAAGGGGGUAGUAUAUCGUGAUGUCAAGACAGACAACUUCUUGUUUCUCAACAAAUCAGAGGCAAGCCCUCUGAAGGCAACUGACUUUGGGUUAUCCAUUCGCCACUGGCCAAAUGAACCACCGAUGAAGUCAAGAACAGGUACCCCAGCAUACAUGGCGCCAGAGCUGAUCCUCCAGAACUACACCGAACUAGCCGAUGUGUGGUCUGUUGGCAUGCUGACCUACCAGCUGCUCACUGGCCAUUUUCCGUAUUGGAAUGACAUCACAAAGUGCAGCCUGAAGCAGCUGUGGCAUGCUGUCGUGAACCAGGAUGUCGAUGUCAACCGGCCUGACCUGGUCAGCAGUCUGUCAGAGGGCGCCAGGGACUUUCUUGGGUUGCUUCUGGUCAGGAACCCAGAAAAGAGGCCCUCAGCUUAUGAGGCCCUCAAGCACCCGUGGGUGAGGGAAGGAGGCACCGCCACUGCACUCCCCCUCCAGGGCAGCGUCGUUCAGAGGCUACAACGGUUUGCCACAUAUGGAGACCUGAAACAGCUGGUGCUGAAGAGGAUAUCGGAGCUUUGCCACGAAUCAAGCACCAUCAGCGAACAGCUCCAUGAUCUGUUCAUUCAGCUGGACGCUGACAGGAGCGGCGGGCUGUCCCAUGAGGAGCUCUCCAAAGGCCUCCGAGCUCAGGGCUACAACUUGUCAGAUGAAGAAGUCACACAGCUCAUGGCUGAGGUCGAUGUGGAUGGGAAUGGCUGCGUUGACUUCAAUGAGUUCAUGGCAACACUCAUAGACUGGAACGAGGUGCAAAUGAAUCCAGAAGAGUGGGCGCACUACCUGGAUCGGAUCUUUAGAGAAAUGGACAGCGAUGGCAAUGGUUUCAUAUCACUUGAUGAGAUCGCCGAGUACUUGCCCCCCAGCCUGCCAGUCUGUACUGAGGAUGGAGAGUUGGGAGAUGAUCGCAUGACCAUUGCGAAACGUAUGCUCCGUGAGGCCGACAGGAAUGAGGAUGGCCUCAUCUCGCGGGAGGAGUUCACCGAGCUGAUGGUGAAGACGAUGGCGCCAGACUGUCUUGAGCAGUACGACAGUCGCGUCAUGAAGCCUGCCACGCCAAGACAGAACUCCAUGCCUCGACAGGGAUCAAUGUAA